Messenger RNA from Plutella xylostella (diamondback moth), 1307 nucleotides. RefSeq lists its product as uncharacterized. The record is from RefSeq and is a predicted model, not a curated record. Lineage: Eukaryota; Metazoa; Arthropoda; Insecta; Lepidoptera; Plutellidae. Gene Ontology annotation, molecular function: NAD binding; ADP-ribose diphosphatase activity; NADH pyrophosphatase activity.
ACGUCAUUACGUGAAUCAAUCAAAAUAGCAAAUCCAAAUUCAUGAAAAUAUUUAGUGUUGUAUUGUAUAUUAAAUCUUGCCUUGAAUAAUUAUUAAUAUAGCCAGGCCACCAGGCCUUACUUUUGUAAUCGUUACUUACGGUAAAACGUUAUUGAUUAAUUUACAUAAGUUAUAAAAUCACUUCUGGAAUACUACAAAAAAUGUUUUAUCAACAUCUCUCUCGGGUGCAAAGGUUUUCAUCUUUAUUAAACAAUUCAAUAUUGCGCUGCUGCGACUCCAAAAUACUUCCAAAAUGCUCAAUUGAUUUCAGAAUAACUCGCCAAUUUUCACAUAAUUUACCGUUAUGCACGUUUAAAGGAGAAAAAGACCGGUUUAAUGGACUAACUAUCGAUCUGUCUAAAGAACAAUUCAAACCCUCUGAAUUUAUAAGCAUACUUAAAGAAUCAUUAAACAAAUGGCACACUGAUAAUAACAGAUGUAUUUGGUUCAAAGUGAACAUACAAGAUGCAUGCCACAUUCCUGUAUUAGCUGAAAACGGCUUUAAUUUUCAUCACGCCAGGGACAGCUAUGUGAUGAUGUACAAAUGGCUGCCUUCGGACAGUGAACCGAACCUGCCGCCCCCGUGCCACACCAAUCUGGGAGUGGGGGCCAUGGUGUUCAACAGUCGUGGGCAGCUGCUCGCCAUAUCUGAAAAAAAUUAUGACUAUCCCCACUGGAAGUUGCCUGGGGGCUAUGUUGAAAAAGGUGAAGACAUAAUAGAGGCCGCAAGAAGAGAAGUGCAAGAGGAGACAGGCAUCGACACAGAGUUCAAGUCACUGGUCACAUUCAGGCACACCCACAAUAUGAUGUAUGGAAACUCAGACAUCUAUGUCCUAGUCCGAAUGAAAGCCCUUACUGAGAACAUCCAGAUAGCACAGAGAGAAGUAAACAACUGUCAGUGGAUGGAUGUGGAAGAGUACACGAAUCACCCACAUGUCCAUGAGUGGAACAGAUUAGUUAUAAAAAGAGCUCUAGAUUACAAAAAUCGAGGGAUAAAGAUUGACUUGCAAAAGAAAACGGUGAAGUGGGCUCAGAAUGUUCGAGAGAUGAGCGUCAUGAUGCUUGAGGAUGCGGAUGAUUGAUGGACUUAUGCUCAAAGUGGAAUAACUUAAUGUAAAUAUAUAAAUAGAAUGCUACCGGCAAUUAGUACCUUGGUAUUUAGAUUUUGACAAAGAGAAAAUGAUAUGUAAUAAUAUUUAUUUAAUUCUUCAUUUGUUAAUAAUGUAAUAGGUAAGUAUACAAGGGUUAAAUAAAUAAGUAUCACAUCA